This is a messenger RNA of Monopterus albus (swamp eel), 1509 nucleotides long. RefSeq names its product family with sequence similarity 151 member B (gene fam151b). The coding region runs from base 258 to 1040 and encodes 260 amino acids. The record is from RefSeq and is a predicted model, not a curated record. The transcript has 5 exons. Lineage: Eukaryota; Metazoa; Chordata; Actinopteri; Synbranchiformes; Synbranchidae.
UAAUGCACCUUAGGUUGAGUUGCAAACCGCCAGUAAACACCAAAAGAAGAAGCUGAUGUUUUUACUCGUGAACAUAUGUUAGUUUACUCACAGUCAGAUAUUUAAAGUCUGUUUUUUUUUAGCUGCCUUCGAUUUUAUUCAUAACAAUCUAGCUAGCUAACAUUACUGUACCUUCUUGAUCCGCUCAUCUAUAUUCAUGUUCACUAACCGAACUAAAGCGAAAGUGAAAGAUAGCAGCAGUCCUCGUCACAGAAAGAAUGGCUGACCAGACACUUGAGUAUUUCUUGAGUCAGGGUCUGAUAAAGAAAAGGGACGCUGCUGAGGUUAGGUGGUCACACGCUGUCAACUCCAGGAACAAGCUGACAGAGGCUCUUGCAGGUCCCACUCAUAUGAUUGAAGCUGACAUAAGUUUGAGCAGUCAUGAUUCCAAAGAGCCAAUCAUGGCACAUCCCCCCACCACAGACAGCGACAUCACACUGAAAGAGUGGCUGGAACGAGUGAAAGUGCACAACAAGGGAAUAAAACUAGACUUUAAGAGUCUGGAAGCAGUGUCUCCAUCUGUGCUUCUGCUGGAGGAAGUGCUGCCUGAUCUGGGCUGUCCUGUGUGGAUCAAUGCAGAUAUUUUCCCUGGUCCUGGGGGACAGGCAAGACCUCUGGACCCUCAGGCUUUUCUUUCGGCUGUGAGAACUCUUCCCACUUGCAUGGUGCUCUCUCUUGGCUGGACUACAGGAUGGACUGCUGAGACAGAUAAUCCAGGUUACAGCUGGGAUAUGGUGCAUGGGAUGGAGGACAUAUCUAGAACCCUUGAACAUCCAGUCACCUUCCCAGUGCGUGCAGCUCUCCUGGCCCAGUCUUUCUCCCAGCUCACAUGGCUUCUGCAGCAAUCAGACAGGUACACUCUAACUGUGUGGACAGGCCAGAAUGACAAGUUAACACUACAAGACUUACUGCUCUACAGAAAAGUGUUUGAUACCAGUAGGAUCUACUAUGACCUGCCAGAAUCCCAAAGGACAGAGCUUAUUAUGGCAUUGCAAAAGUAACUUAAAGUCCACCAAAAACACAUAUUGAGAAGUUGUUUGGCUGUUCUCAACUCUGACAGUACACCCAUGCCCCCAGGUGGAGAGACAGAAGUGAAACCUGUGAUCCAUUGCCAUCAUCAAUAUCAUAAUGUCUCAUUGUAAAAGUAAUGCCUAACAGUUCCAAGUCCUGCAAUUAAAAUUGUGCUUAAGUAACUUACCAGGCUGAAAAGCAGUGUUUGGAUGACCCUUCUUGUUUUUCAAUUUUGAACACAACAUCACACUUGGGGUUAUUGGGUGUGGUCAGAAAUGUAACCAUAUCCAACAGUGAUUCCUGGAUUACACCUGCAAAAAAAGUGAAAAGGUCAGUAAAGAAGAGAUUCAUAGGGGGUAAGUUACUCUUUAAAAUAUCAAAAGUAAAAGUAUUUGUUAUGUUCAUUAGGCACAAAACAUUUAGCAGUUUAAUCUAGCUGUACCACAUUUUAAAUUGCUA